This is a messenger RNA of Enterobius vermicularis (human pinworm), 1722 nucleotides long. The record is from the annotation of a GenBank genome assembly. NCBI's taxonomy places the organism in Eukaryota, Metazoa, Nematoda, Chromadorea, Rhabditida, Oxyuridae.
AUGGUGGUCUAUGCAAAUAAGCCGGUUACGUCUUUUGAUAAACUGUUUGCAGAAAUUAAAAACUAUGGAGCUUACCAGUUAUUUUUCUUUAUAACUGUUCAAUAUCUGUGUUUACCGCAAGCUGCACAUUUUGUUGUCAACUUCUUCAGUCUUGGUGGUUUAGCACCAAAUUAUAUCUGUAACGACAAUGAUUUAAAAUUUAACUAUUCUUCUAAAUUUGUAAAAGCCAACUCCGAAUUUGUUUGUCAACAAAUCACUCAAUGCGUCAAUUUAACAACACAAAAUGCUUGGUAUAGCAUUUAUGAGGAAUAUAAGUUGGUGUGUCGUGCCGACCAUAUCCGAUCAACAUUGGCAUCUUUAUUGCCAUUGGGUGUUGUUACCAGCUAUCUCACUGCUGGAUACCUAACUGAUCGAUUUGGUAGGAAAUGGCUUAUGGUAGCUGGUAUAUUAAUUGAAACGCUGUUCGGUUUUGCACAAGCAACGCUAACACCAAGUUGGGAAUACUAUGUUUUGUUUAUUGUGCUUAAUGCUCUCGUUUCACCGGUUUCACUGUUUACGGGUGCUGCAUAUUCACUGAUUAUGGAAUCAGUUAAUUCUAAAUAUCGGCUUAUACAAGGAUAUGCUUUUCAAUUUUGUCUCGGUUAUAUUUUUGCUGGAACAUUGGCAUAUUUUACUAAAAAUUGGCGAAUGCAUUUAAUUAUUGCAAAUUUAAUCGCAAUACCAGGUUUAAUUAUGACGCUGUUUAUUCAAGAAAGUCCACGAUUUUUAGCACAAAAGAAACGGUAUCGUAAGGCAGCUCAAGUAAUGACACGUAUAGCUAAAUUUAAUGGUAGAAAAAAAAAUUUUACUGAAGAUGAAAUACAAGCAACGCAGGCGGAAAAUAUUACCAAAACAGGUAAAAAGUGCACAGUGUUGGAUUUGCUUAGAAGUCGAAAACUAGUCAAAUAUACUAUAUCACAAGUAACUACUGGUAUUGGAAUCAAUGUUGUCGGCAAUAUUCUUUUGUAUAAUAUUCAAGAUUUGUCUGGUAAUCCGUUGUUCAAUGUAGCGCUAAUGGGAGCUUUGAGAAUUUGGACUCCAUUUGUUGCAGUUUUUCUUGAAAAUGGAGUGAAAAACUUCGGUCGUAAAACAUUUCUGGUACUUUCACAAGGUUUGGUAUGCUUUUGUUUUGCCGGUAUUUUGCUUUUGUCGGUACUAAAUGUUUGGGAAGAUUAUCAUAAAAUUGCAACUGCUAGUGCUUUAAUUGGUUAUGUAUAUUGUGAAAGAAAACGAACAAAUGAGUCUUUAAAGCUUGAAAAAAUUUAUAAAGGUUCAUUUUUAGGUUACGCAACCGAAAGUGGUUUUGUAUGGUUUGCGUAUAAACUAUAUACAACAGAAUUAUAUCCAACUGUAAUCCGAACUACCGCACUGAAUGUAUUUAGUACAACAAGUCUUAUUGGAAGUGUUAUGUCGCCGCAACUUGUUUAUCUUUCUAAGUUUUGGCAUCCGGCACCAUAUUUUGGAGCAGCAAUAAUAACACUGUUGGCAACAGUAUUUGCUCUUGUUCUACUUCCAGAAACCAAAGGGAUUCCUCUUCCCGAUACUUUGUUAGAGGCUGAACAGGAAGACAGAUAUAAGAAAAAACUGAAACAUCGGCAGCAACACUUCAAUGUUAAAUCAAAUGCUGCUUUGCUAAAAGAUGAUACAAAAGCUCAAAAUGAUUCAUUAGAUCCAGAAAAGUGA